Vicugna pacos (alpaca) is the source of this 3403-nucleotide messenger RNA. The record is from RefSeq and is a predicted model, not a curated record. Lineage: Eukaryota; Metazoa; Chordata; Mammalia; Artiodactyla; Camelidae.
CGGAUAUGAAUCCGUUUUAUACUACUGGGAGGGGCUCUUUGGGGUACGUAGCGCCUCAGGCCCAGCUGGAAGCGUCCCACACAGACUACCUUCCUCAUUUGGGGGGCACUGAAGUACGCAUCCUGACUUCCCCCAAACCCACACACAAUUCUAAAACACACAGACCACCUAGGUCUCUGAGCGAAUCCAAGUCCAGAGGUCCCUCCUUCGCGGAGACUCAGUUUCUCCACUUAAGGAACGGCGGGAUGGAGGCGGGGAGCAUGAGCGUGAGCGCGCCUCCCCCUCCCUCUUAGCGGACCCAGCCCCUCCCCUCCGACAAUGCCAAGGCCGCAGCGGGCACCGGCUGGAGCGCAGAGGCUGCUAGCCCAGGGCGCCUUUCCCUCCCCGCGGGGCGCCGUCACGCGUGGGGAGGGACGCAGGGUGCCCGCAGCCUCAACUCCCCCUCUCCCUCUGAGGGGGGGUGGGUGGGGCGGAGGAGCUGGAGUUGAUGGCCGGGUGGCUCCCCUCCCCCUACCUCCCGGGGCCCUGACCUGAUUAUAGCCCCUCACGGGACCCCCUCCCUCAAUCACCUAAGUCCCUGUCUCAUCACAACCUAGCCUAUCUUUAACCUCUCAUACCCUUCCCUCACGAGGUGCUGACCCUACAGAAGCCCCUCUUGAAGGAGUGGGAGCCCUUGAUGGGGCGGUGCUCGGCUCCCCGGCCGCUGCGGACACUGCCCCCUCCUCUUCCCCUCCUCCAGGACCGGAGCAGGGCCCCAAGCCCCCGGGCCUGGCCGGGGACGCGCUUCUUCCCACACCCUGUGCCUCAUCAGCUCCAGCCAGUGGACCCAAAGGCUGAGAGAAGAAGAUGGGGAGCCCGGAGGACGACCUGAUCGGGAUUCCAUUCCCAGAACACAGCAGUGAGCUCCUGAGCAGCCUCAAUGAGCAGCGCCAGCUGGGCCACCUAUGUGACCUCACCAUCCGGACCCAGGGCCUUGAAUACCGCACCCACCGGGCUGUGCUGGCUGCCUGUAGCCACUACUUCAAGAAGCUCUUCACUGAGGGUGGUGGCGGGGCAGUCAUGGGCUCUGGGGGCAGCGGGACAGCCACCGGCGGAGCAGGGGCCGGUGUGUGUGAGCUGGACUUUGUGGGGCCAGAGGCCCUGGGUGCCCUGCUCGAGUUUGCCUAUACGGCCACGCUGACCACCAGCAGCGCCAACAUGCCGGCCGUGCUUCAGGCCGCGCGGCUGCUGGAGAUCCCAUGUGUCAUCGCUGCCUGCAUGGAGAUCCUGCAGGGCAGCGGACUGGAAGCUCCCAGCCCUGAUGAGGACGACUGCGAGCGAGCUCGCCAAUACCUGGAGGCCUUCGCCACAGCCACAGCCUCAGCCUCAGCCUCGGGAGUUCCCAAUGGUGAAGACAGCCCUCCACAGGUGCCCCUCCCACCACCACCACCGCCACCUCGGCCUGUCGCCCGCCGCAGCCGCAAGCCCCGAAAAGCUUUCCUGCAGACCAAGGGGGCCCGGGCCAACCACCUAGUGCCCGAAGUACCCACAGUGCCCACCCAUCCCUUGACCUACGAGGAGGAGGAGGCAGCUGGCAGAGUGGGCAGCAGUGGGGGCAGUGGUCCAGGGGACAGCUACAGCCCUCCCACAGGGACUGCCUCACCCACUGAGGGGCCCCUGAGCUACGAUGCCUAUGAGGGUGAGGAAGAAGAGGAGGAGCUGGUAUAUCCCCCAGCCUAUGGGCUGGUGCAGGGCAGUGGGCCCCCGCUGUCCCCCGAGGAGCUGGGCUCAGAUGAGGAUGCCAUCGAUCCUGACCUGAUGGCCUACCUGAGUUCCCUGCACCAGGACACCCUGGCACCAGGCCUGGAUGGCCAGGACAAGCUAGUGCGCAAACGCCGCUCCCAGAUGCCCCAGGAGUGCCCAGUCUGCCACAAGAUCAUCCACGGGGCAGGCAAACUGCCACGCCACAUGAGGACCCAUACUGGUGAGAAGCCCUUCGCCUGUGAAGUCUGCGGCGUCCGUUUCACCCGGAAUGACAAGCUGAAGAUCCACAUGCGGAAGCACACAGGAGAGCGCCCCUACUCAUGCCCGCACUGCCCAGCCCGCUUCCUGCACAGCUACGACCUCAAGAACCACAUGCACCUGCACACGGGGGACCGGCCCUAUGAGUGCCACCUGUGCCACAAGGCUUUCGCCAAGGAGGACCACCUGCAGCGCCACCUCAAAGGCCAGAACUGCCUGGAGGUGCGCACCCGGCGGCGCCGCAAGGACGAUGCGCCCCCUCACUACCCAACACCCUCUGCCGCCACCCCGUCCCCUGCUGGCCUCGACCUCUCCAACGGCCACUUGGACAACUUCCGCCUCUCUCUGGCUCGAUUCUGGGAGCAGUCAGCCCCUACUGGGCCCCCAGUCUCCACCCCAGGGCCCCCUGAUGACGAUGAGGAGGAGGGGGCACCCACCACACCUCAGGCUGAAGGUGCCAUGGAGUCCUCUUAAAGAGGGACGAGUGGCCAAGCUGGAGCAGCACGGGGGCUGGGGACGCCCAUGCCAAGCAGUGGGAGUGUGCAGCACAGACGGCGCUGGGGGUCCAGGCACUGAGCCUCCCUGGCAUCGAAAAUCAGCCCCUUCCCCCAGAGCCCUCAUUCCAGUUUCAAGCUGAGAAGGUUUUGGGGCAGAAGCUCCCCAGAUUGGGGUGCUCUCCCAAGGAGUGAUACGUAUGAUACGAUGUAUAUAUUUACAGCUCUGUUGUAACGGUGGGGUCCCUGUCCCCAGCUGCUCCUGGGGAGUAGAAGCAAUAAUGUAUUUCUGAUUCGUGGGGUCCCUCUUCGGCUAUGCGGGUUUCUAGGGGGUGGGGGGCUUGGGACCAAAGCCUUGCCCCGCCCCCAUGCCCCUUGGGGUUUUGGCUGUGUAAGGGGGUGAAGGACUGCCCCUCCCUUUCGAGACCCCUCCUUCCUGGUUUCUGUUCCCUUUUCCUGGCAGUGAAUUAUGCAAAGGGGGCGGCAAAGGAAGGGUAAGUGGGGGAAAGCAAGGUAAAAGCUUGAAAGACUGGGGGACUGGGCCUGUAAGGAAGGAGCCAUCCUAGUCCCCCUCCGCCCUGCUCCCAGCGCUGAGUCAUGGGGUCCUGGAGAAGGGGCGGGGUGGCCUGAUUGGCUCGCCCGCCCCUGGGGGCAGCGGGAGGGGCCCCGCCCAGCUAGGGGAGCCGCUCGCUGGUUCUCUUCCCCUGCCCUCCCCUCCCGCGUCCCCGGGCAGGGAAUGUCUUGUUCCCGCCGCUCCCUCCCCGGGGCCAGAGGGCAGGGCGGGCCGGGCGGUGUCCUACCCUCUUCUCCUCCCCACCUCCUCCCCGCCCAGGUGCGAGCUGGAGCCGCCGCCACCGCUGCCGCCCCUGACUCACGCCGCCCCCGGGCUGGCGGUGCAGGGUGGUGGG